AUGGCCUCGGCCCUCUUCUUCCUCGACCUCAAAGGCAAGACGCUCCUGGCGCGCAAUUACCGCGGCGACAUUCCCAUGUCGGCCGUCGAGAAAUUCCCCAUCCUCCUCUCCGAAGCCGAAGACGAAUCGUCGUCGGUCCCGCCGUGUUUCAGCGACGAAGGCAUCAAUUUCCUCUACAUCCGCCACAACAACCUCUACCUACUCGCCUUGACCAAACGAAACUCCAAUGCCGCCGAAAUCCUCCUCUUCCUGCAUCGUGUUGUCGAGGUCUUUACCGAAUACUUCAAGGAAUUGGAGGAGGAAUCCAUUCGAGAUAACUUUGUUGUCAUUUAUGAAUUGUUGGAUGAGAUGAUGGAUUUCGGAUACCCGCAGACGACGGAGACCAAGAUCUUACAGGAAUACAUCACCCAGGAAUCACAUAAGUUGGAGGUCCAGGCCCGACCUCCGAUUGCAGUCACCAACGCCGUGAGUUGGCGGUCGGAAGGGAUCCGAUAUCGAAAGAAUGAAGUCUUUCUCGAUGUCGUGGAAUCACUCAACUUGCUGGUCUCGUCCACGGGAAAUGUCCUGCGAUCAGAAAUUCUGGGAGCGAUCAAGAUGAAGUGUUACCUCUCUGGAAUGCCCGAAUUGCGGUUGGGAUUGAAUGAUAAAGUCAUGUUUGAGACGACGGGACGCGCCACGAGAGGCAAGGCGGUGGAGAUGGAGGACGUCAAGUUUCAUCAGUGCGUGCGCUUGUCGAGGUUUGAGAAUGAUCGCACCAUUUCUUUCAUUCCGCCCGAUGGCGAGUUUGAGUUGAUGAGUUAUCGGUUGAAUACCCAGGUCAAACCGUUGAUUUGGGUGGAAUGUAUUGUCGAGAGUCAUUCGGGGAGUCGCAUUGAGUAUAUGCUAAAGGCAAAAGCACAAUUCAAACGCCGCUCCACAGCCAACAAUGUCGAAAUCUCCAUCCCAGUUCCCGACGACGCCGACACCCCUCGUUUCCGCACCAACAUCGGUUCCGUACAUUACGCUCCGGAAACCUCAUCAAUUGUCUGGAAAAUUAAACAAUUCGGCGGCGGGAAGGAAUUCUUGAUGCGUGCGGAAUUGGGACUGCCCUCGGUGAAAGGGGAUGAAGAGAGAGGUGGUGGCAUGAUGGGUGGGUUUGGAGGGAGUAUGGGUGGGACAAUGGGAGGGAAGACGGGCAAAAGACCGAUUGGAGUCAAGUUUGAAAUCCCCUAUUUUACUACCAGUGGGAUUCAGGUGAGGUAUCUGAAGAUUAUCGAGCCAAAGCUGCAAUAUCCGAGUUUGCCUUGGGUGAGGUAUAUUACGCAGAGCGGAGAUAUUGCGGUCAGGUUGCCGGAUGUGCAAUGA
Messenger RNA from Ramularia collo-cygni, 1344 nucleotides. Its product is annotated as probable clathrin assembly protein AP47. The transcript has 3 exons. Bases 1 to 1344 code for a protein of 447 amino acids. Lineage: Eukaryota; Fungi; Ascomycota; Dothideomycetes; Mycosphaerellales; Mycosphaerellaceae. Gene Ontology annotation, molecular function: clathrin-cargo adaptor activity. The record is from RefSeq and is a predicted model, not a curated record. Gene Ontology annotation, biological process: intracellular protein transport; vesicle-mediated transport. Gene Ontology annotation, cellular component: clathrin-coated vesicle; clathrin adaptor complex.